This is a messenger RNA of Arabidopsis thaliana (thale cress), 252 nucleotides long. RefSeq lists its product as uncharacterized. Bases 1 to 252 code for a protein of 83 amino acids. The transcript has a single exon. The record is from RefSeq and is marked reviewed. Lineage: Eukaryota; Viridiplantae; Streptophyta; Magnoliopsida; Brassicales; Brassicaceae.
AUGAGACCUGUGAGGGAAGAGAGCGGCGGCGACACCGUUCUGAAGGCGGACUUUGGCGGUUUUGGUGGCGGAGAAGGAAGGGAGGUUGAGAUGAGUGGUCACGACGGUGAUGAAGAAGAUUCAGGUGACUUUGGACACGACGACGCCGACCACAGAGAAGGCAAAGAAAUCGCCGGCGACGACGACAACAGAGAUGGCAAAGAAAUCGCCUGCGACAUGUGGAGAGUAAGUUCGCCCGAAAAAAAAUUAUAG